Gregarina niphandrodes is the source of this 969-nucleotide messenger RNA. RefSeq names its product TBC domain protein. The annotation marks the transcript as partial. The transcript has a single exon. NCBI's taxonomy places the organism in Eukaryota, Apicomplexa, Conoidasida, Eugregarinorida, Gregarinidae. The record is from RefSeq and is a predicted model, not a curated record.
AAUGCGUACGCGAAUUUCGCGCCGCACAUUGGAUACUGUCAGGGUAUGAAUUUCGUGUGCGGUUUUCUCUUGUUAAUAGCAGCGGAGAGUCGCGCGAGUGCGUCUCCUCGUCAGUGUGCAAGUCCGGAGAGUUCGGUCACGGCUGCCGACAGCGGGACGGCGUUGGCAGCGGCGGAGUCUCCACCUCGAUCUGUUUUGGAGACGUAUGAGGAGUACGAGGUAUUUUACAUGUUAUGCCUACUGAUGGCUCGUUAUCACUUGCACGGGUUUUACCGCGAGAGUUUUCCACUGCUGGACCCAUUCGUAGAUGAGUGCCAGAGACGUUGCCGGAUCUACUGUCCCUCGCUAAUCAGCCACUUUGAGAAGGAAAAUGUUCUCGCCCCUGUCUACAUCCAUCAAUGGUUCCUUACCCUUUUCGUCACUUCUCUCCCAGCUGGUGCCACUGUCGUUCUCUGGGAUUACAUACUCGCUUCUAACGUUCAUUCCGUCGUCUCCAUCACCAUGUCUCUCCUCUCCGUCUUGCAAUCCUUUCUACUUAGACUCAGAUUCGAGGGCAUCGUCCGUUUCCUGAAGUCACUCCGAAAUUCGGGGAAUUGUGAUGAAUUCAGGAUAGGAAGAAUGCUGGUCAAACAAGCUGAAGACUUCCAACCGAUGACUCUUAACACCAGCAACAUGACCCUUGAUACUAUGACCCUUCGUCCUGAUACUAUGACCCUUCGUCCUGAUACUAACAGAUCAAUCGACUUUAGCACCGGCAAUAUCGAUUGGGCACAAAUACUCUACGUAAGCGCCGCCACUCUCUACACCAAAGAAGCAGAACCAACCGUCCAACUCGAUCUCACUCCGCCCUCGGGUGGUGACUGGAACAACCCUUUUGCAUCCAUUGUCGUCGAUGUCCCCGCCGACAGCGACGAGGAACCAGCCAAUAAGAAAACAACUACUCGGCACUUUUUCUCAAGACAGCAUUAG